GAUUGGCGGAGCGCGAGGAGAGAAUGUGACAAGUGCCGGCUCGGCGGCCGCCGGGGGAGGCCGCGCGCACCUGUCCCUGCCCGUCUCGCGCCGCCCGCGGCCGCUCGGACGCGCGCAGAGCCGCCCCCCGCCGCCGCCGCCGCGUGCGCCCGCGAACAUGACUUCUGCCUUCAAGCUGGAUUUCCUCCCGGACAUGAUGGUCGAGAGCCGCCUGCUCGUUCCUGACAGAAUUAACGGCACAGCCAACAAGAUGAACGGAGCUUUGGAUCACUCAGACCAACCAGACCCAGAUGCCAUUAAGAUGUUUGUCGGACAGAUCCCCCGGUCGUGGUCGGAAAAGGAGCUGAAAGAACUUUUUGAGCCUUACGGAGCCGUCUACCAGAUCAACGUCCUCCGGGAUCGGAGUCAGAACCCUCCGCAGAGUAAAGGUUGUUGUUUCGUAACAUUUUAUACAAGAAAAGCUGCACUUGAGGCCCAGAAUGCACUGCACAAUAUUAAAACUUUACCUGGGAUGCAUCAUCCCAUUCAGAUGAAACCUGCAGAUAGUGAAAAGUCAAACGCUGUGGAAGAUAGAAAAUUGUUCAUAGGAAUGGUUUCGAAGAAAUGUAAUGAAAACGACAUCAGGGUGAUGUUCUCUCCAUUUGGCCAGAUAGAAGAAUGCCGGAUCCUCCGGGGACCCGAUGGGCUGAGUCGAGGCUGUGCGUUUGUCACAUUUUCUACAAGGGCAAUGGCACAGAAUGCAAUCAAAGCCAUGCAUCAGUCUCAGACCAUGGAGGGCUGCUCUUCACCUAUCGUGGUGAAGUUUGCUGACACUCAGAAGGACAAAGAGCAAAGGCGCCUCCAGCAGCAGCUCGCUCAGCAGAUGCAGCAGCUCAACACUGCCACCUGGGGGAACCUGACGGGGCUGGGCGGACUGACCCCGCAGUAUCUGGCGCUCCUGCAGCAGGCCACCUCCUCCAGCAACCUGGGUGCGUUCAGCGGCAUUCAACAGAUGGCAGGCAUGAAUGCUUUACAGUUGCAGAACCUGGCGACGCUGGCUGCUGCUGCAGCUGCGGCCCAGACCUCAGCCACCAGCACCAAUGCAAACCCUCUCUCUACCACGAGCAGCGCCCUGGGAGCCCUCACGAGUCCUGUGGCUGCUUCAACCCCAAACUCCACUGCUGGUGCAGCCAUGAACUCCUUGACCUCUCUUGGGACUCUGCAAGGACUGGCUGGAGCCACUGUUGGACUGAAUAAUAUUAAUGCACUAGCAGUUGCUCAAAUGCUCUCAGGUAUGGCGGCUCUGAAUGGAGGACUUGGCGCCACAGGCUUGACGAAUGGCACGGCUGGCACCAUGGACGCCCUCACCCAGGCCUACUCAGGAAUUCAGCAGUACGCAGCCGCCGCGCUGCCCACUCUGUACAGCCAGAGCCUGCUGCAGCAGCAGAGCGCUGCGGGCAGCCAGAAGGAAGGUCCAGAGGGGGCAAACCUCUUUAUUUACCACCUUCCACAGGAAUUUGGAGACCAGGACAUUCUGCAGAUGUUCAUGCCUUUUGGAAAUGUUAUCUCUGCUAAAGUCUUCAUUGACAAACAGACCAAUCUGAGCAAGUGCUUUGGUUUUGUUAGCUACGACAAUCCAGUCUCUGCACAAGCUGCUAUCCAGGCUAUGAAUGGCUUUCAGAUCGGCAUGAAACGCUUGAAGGUGCAGCUGAAGCGUUCCAAAAACGACAGCAAACCUUACUGAUCAUAACCCCAGAGGCUCCCUGCUCUCAUUUUAGCUUUCUUAGGACAUCUUCAUGCCCGUUAGUUCAUCGUUUGCCUAGCAUGUCCCUGUGGCGUCUCAAAAAAAAGUUUCAUCGUCCCGUCAUUGUUUCUGAUGUCUUUCUGACCUCACAUCAUAUUUGGUUCUCCUACUGACCUUUGAUCUAGUUUGACCUUUGAAAUUUGCAUGUGACCUCAUCUAGCUAUGAAUUCUGGGAAGUCAAUGUGAAAAACAUUGCUGCAUUCAUGCAAGACUGAAAUUUAUUAUUAGACAAAUUCAUUAUAGAAAAAAAACCUGUGGCAAAAACGUUUCUUUCUUUUUUUUUCUUUUCCUAAAACAGACUUGAAAGUAUUAUACAGGGAUUGGCAUUCUUCCCGGUCACUGGUAACAAUAGCAAUAUGUGUCCAGGGACACAGAAUGUUGGUUUCUAACAGACUACUUCCAAAAACAGUUUGAGAAAAAAACUGUCUGAUUUUAAGUCUCUAGAGGUCUGUAAUAGUUUUUACAUUUUUCAGGCAGUGUAAAGUUUUUUGAUAAGGCCAUUUUAGGUGGCUCACUUUCUCAUUAAGAUAUAUAUAUAGAACCACUUUUUGUAGAUUAGUAUAAGAAAAAUAUUUACCCUGUUUUGGGGCAAAUGCUACCUAUUUGUGUCACCUUUUGCUGAACUCACAGUUAGACAAUCCAUGGUUUAAUGCACAUGAAAUUACCUAUAUUUUAUACUGUUUCAAUGUACAGGAGAAAGGUUACUGUAAACUGUGUUAUGUUGGUGCUUCUGUGAAUUAAGUUGUGGUUUCAUCAUGAGUCUUAAUGUUCUUUGUUGAUAAGACAAGUUUAGAAUUGGUUUACUUAAUACAAAAAAAAAAAGAAUUUCAAAAAAAAAAGUUGUUUGCUUAAAAAAAAUUUCAUGUGAGGGGAAAAAAAAAAAAAACCUAUUCCAGAAUAAGUUUUGUGUUGGCUUGUGAAGCAUUGAUGUCAUUUUUUUUAAUUGUGGACUAUUUAGAUGUGUUUGUGUUCAGCAAAAUGUGAUCUGUUUUUUUCUUUUAAAGAAAAAAAGUGAAAAUAUAUAGUGCCAAAUUCCAAAGGUACUUCCUUCCUAGAGCUUCAGUGUGUUUCUUGUGAGAAGUAAUUUGAUAACAUGGGUAUUUUAUUAUGUGUUUUGUAUAAAUCCCUAAUAUUUAAAAAAACAAAAAACAAAAAAAGGUUAAAAAGUUUGUUAACUUGCUAUCCUGUGGUCUUGUUGCCUGAAAUUGUUAUUGUUUGUUAUUUCUCUCUGAUGUUUUUUGUAAGACAUUGUAUAAGUGCCCAUGUCCCACUUUUUUAACCACUCCGCACAUCAGUGCUGUGAAGGCAACCUCACCAUGUAUUUUCUUCAUAAUCUAUGGAAACCUCUAAGGUGAGAAAGUUUUGAACUUUUAACCCUUUCUACCCAGAGCUAUCUGGAAUGUUGAUAACUUUUUAUACCGUCAUGAUUUGAGUUUGUUUUGGGGUGUUUCCAAUUUGGAUUUUUUUCCCCUGCAUCUAUCCUCUAAGUUGUUUCGGUUUGACUACUUUGUUCUUUGGUUAAGAUCCAUAAGAAAACAAUUCCACGAGGCCAAUCUAAAGGGAAAAAAUCCUACACUACUUUUGAUUAUUUCUCAUUUUGGGGAACAGAAUUCCUAAUGUGCUACUAGAAUUCCUUCUUCCGUUUUAACGAGUAAUUGGAUAAAGCCUGAGGGAAAACAGAGGUAGAUUCAGCACCUAACAAUCCUGUAUGCUUUUUAGUGCUAUGUCCUAGUCUAGAAUAUUUUCACAUACCUUGCAGUAAAACGACUUUGUGGCAGGACAGUCUUUUGAGGGGUUUUGUUUCUGUUUCUUAAAUACUCCUAAAUAAUAUUUCUAAUCAGCCAUUAGGCUGGGGCAUCUCCAACCCCAGUAGGUACCUCUGAAUAUACCAGGUGUCUGGAGUUAGAAGCCCAUAGCCCUUUCCCAGCCUUUUUGGUUUUUUUUAAUUGAACACAUUUAAAGGGGACUGACCAUCUAAGUAAAGCUCAGUUCUUUAUCACAAUGUACUGACCAAAUACCUAGCACCAGUUCCAAUACCUAGCACCAGUUCCUGCUGCCACUUUUUAAAGUGCCAUACAACUUUUUAUGAACAGGUACCUUGCUGUCUUGACAAAUCCUAAUGUCACGCCUACAGCCCCAAUACAAGCUCCAGCCUUCCUCUUCGGCAUGCCCUGGAAGCUUCUUGGCCUCAGCUCCCCUUCCCCGCUUAGCACCCUGUUAGGAUCAGUGUGUGUGGAUGGGAUAGCCCUGGGAUGGAAAGGACUAGCCUCUACUGAUGCAAAAAACAAAAAGCAACACAAACGUUUCCUUCUUAUAGCACAUGCACUUACAGUGACAUGAUUUGUAUUAUCCUCACAUGUGUUUACUACUGCUGGGGCCUUCCUUCAUCCUCUGAGGGCUAUUUUGUACUUCCUGCAGCAAUCAGCUUAAUAACAACCGUUAUUGCACCUGUCUCUCUCCGAGAACACAGUGUGUCUCGACACAUACAUGGAAACACAAGAGCCCGCCACUUGAAUUUCUAAGACCAUUUCAUCCUGAAACUCUUUAUCAAUUACCUAAAUCUCAAUGAAAAACAAUUCUGAUUUCUUUCCUGAAGCAGACUCCCCUCCCCAUUUCCCUCUCAACCCACCUGCAUGCAUCUCCCCCAGAGGAAACACUGAGCAGGGGACAGGAGGCUCAGGACGGGCCCUCUGAGUCGAGUGUUCCUUCUUCACAAGUCACCAAAAGAGAGGACAUAAGUGGGAAAGUCCUUUUUUGCCCUUCUCCAAAAAACAAACCUUUCACAGAGACAAACUGUCCUUCUAUCCACUUUAUCUUUUACUAUCAAAAGGAAAAAGCUGCAAGGGUGCAAAGGGCCUGUGCCAGAAGAAACACACAGGGAAACCGCUUUUUUAAAUCAAGUGUAGAGAAUAGUCAUUUUUAAUCUAAAUUAGAGAAUUGUGAUACAAUGGCAGUCCUCAAAGGCGUAACGAGUUCAUCUUUCUUUCACCAUAGGGGUUAUAGUUGGCUUGUGCUACUCUGGAAUCAUUUUACUGUUUGUUUUUAUUAUCUUAAGUGCUAAUUAAAAAAAAAAUAAAAUUUUAAAAAAACCUGUAGUUUCAUUACCUUUUUGAAUAAUGUCAUACAAAAAAUGUAUGUUUUUUUGUGCUGUGAGAACUGAUGUUUGUAGAUUAAUAAUCAUUUUGUUUAGAAUUACAAAAUAGUUUUUAAAUAUCGUCUGAGAAAAGCCAAAGUUAAUGCAACCUAGUGGAAACUGUAAGACCAUUUGAGUAUUGUUUGUUUUAUUGAUGCAUUUGGAUUUUGUUGUUUGAUGGAAUUUGAGCCAAAAAAAAACAUACGCAGGCUUUCCUAUUUCUACAACUGAUUGUACUUACGCAUUUUGUACCAGUGGAACUUUUUAUACUGGAGAUUAAAAAAAAAAUGGAAAUUUUUGUGGCUUGCUCUGGUGGGCCCCUGACAAUGACUGAUUUCAAGUUUGAUUUCGGGUUGAUAGAAAGAAAGUUGCUUUUCUUUUGAGAAUUAAAAACUUUGGCUUGAUUUCUUUUUUCCCUUUGCUUAUACCUAGCAUUAGAAUUUUGUCUUAAAAUAACAGCGGUAAGUUUCACUUUUUAUUCUGUAUUGUGCAGUUACACAAUAAGGUAAUUAGAUUUAGAAGUACUCAGUCACUUUAAGUGGAUAAAUGUAUUAGUUAAAACUUUAGGGUUUGCUUUUUUGCUGUUUAGAUCAAGGUUUUUUCUGAUUCUUCUGUCCUCAUUGUGAACAUAACCGUGUAGUUGAAACAGUCAAACUUAUUUUUGUAAUGUAUGUUAUUGUGUGAUGCAGUUUUUUGCUUCUGUCUCCAAUAUUAAACCAUUUUCCUAAUACUUGUUUCUCUCUCUGCGUGUUGUAUUGUUGGUAGUCAUUAUGUGUUGGUGAUACAUCUGCACACCUCACUGUUUCACGUAUCUGUUUUUUUCUCUAUGUUGUGUAAAAAGAUACAGUCGAUUCCACUUAAGUGAAUAUCUGAUUUGGUAAAGAGGAAACUGCACACCAGCCACCUUUGAUUUAUGUACAACCGCCCACGUGAACUCCUGCUUCCAAGAUUUAUACACUUUUUUCCUACAGUUCACCUCAGUAACUGCCUUCGGGGUUGGAUUUGCCAAGGUGUUUUACGGUCUUUUGACCACACAGGUUAAUUUCCCCUUCUCUCCCCGCCCUCAUGAGUCUAUCCACACAGUUCUUAACAUACAUUCCAAACUGCUGCUGGGGUUUCCUCUCUACACCCACGAGGCCAAACCCACAUCAUUACAGUCCUACUCUUCUUAGACACUAAUCACCUUUCUAAAAGAGGUGAGUUCUCCAGGGAAGAAAAAUAAACUUAGCCGGUGAAAAGGGUUAAACUUAAGUCUAUUUGUUGCCAUCAGUCAAAAGAUAUGUAUAGAAAAGUCAUUUAAAUUAUUUAUUUCUACAAGCUAAUUGAAUCCAGGAGCAGCUUUAAUUAUUAACACUAACGGAAGAGAAAAGAAGUAUUUCCAAGGGCUCAAAUGGAAGCUGUCCUCAGUCCGGUGGAGGCAGGGGGAGGUAAAGUUUCUCACACUCAAGUCGUCUUCAUAGUUUACUGUCCUUUUCCAAACAAAAGCUAAUAAUGCCAUACACAUCCACACACUCCCUCCUGGAUGAACCUAAGUCUCGUCCCCACUGUCACCCCAAGGCCAGUUAUCAAAAACUGUUCCUUCUCUGCCCUCAAAGACUGAAGCCGCAGGCCCUGUUCUGCCUCUGCUCAGGAAUCUGAUUGCUCUUAAAGUGCUCUUACAAGAUUCCGUCGAUGUUUGCUCCCUCUGUCUUAUCUCUCCUUCCAGUAUUUUCAGAUGCACAAGCUCUGACUCAGGCCACCCAGCACCUGGCAGCCUUCCUCUGGGUGCCAGUGAAAUCUCUCCCAGUAGGUGCUCAGGCUCUUCACCCUCUCGUUGCAGCAGCCCCUCUGGCCCGAGAUUGUAUUUUCUAGUCUGCUCAACAACAGAGGGGCCUGGCGAGGUGGAGGAAGGGAGGCUCCCUCCCUGGGGCUGGCCGCCUCAGUGAUGGUGAUGCCACCAGCUCCAGCCUGCAUGGAUGGAGCUCACUUCCUGCCACCACUUCUGCUUUCAGUCUCCUCAUAGCCUUCGGCAGUCUCCUCUGAAAACACACUGCCUAUGUAGUGGGAAAGGAUGGCUAAGGGUGUGAAUUCUUUUUAUUAGGGAGGUGGGAGGGGAUGUUGGGAGGUAUGGGGGGUGAUUAAAUUAUUUCCAAGGUGCAAGUGUUUAUUUUUCAAAUCUAUAAGUACAUAGAUCCACCAUUUUGGCACAAGACAAAAUACUCAUGCUAAGCAAAGGAAGAGAAAGACAAAGCCAGUUUUUGUUGCUUUUCUAAAGCAACAAAUAAUUCUCCAAAGAAGGGGAUGAAAAUGCUAGUUCCUUUAAGCACUUAUGACUAUCAAGUUGGUCCCUGCUUAAAUUCAUACCCAUAGUUUUGAGUCGGUAUGACCCCGCUGCAGUGUGAGCAAGGUGAAUCCGUGUGCCAUGCAAGGACCACCUUGGGAUACGGCAGCACCAUCAACAUCCGCCUUGCUGAUGGAAGCCACACACGCUGCCCAGCCCACAGCAGUUGCACGCACCCGAUGGGCUCGGACUCUUAGCUGGCAGGCUAGGACACACAGUGAACAUAAAUGUACUGUGAAUCGUUCCUGAUAAGUGAAUAAAACAUUGUGACCAAACAAUCAGCUUAUUCACUUAUCAGGAAUCGACUGUUCUGCUAAUUUGCUGUUGUUGUUUUUCAUCUCUGUUGUAGUUCACUAUUUUUGCUGUGUUCUGUUCUCUCAUGCUUGGGCAAAUCACUGGGAAUAUUAUCUUCAUGUGACCAUGAAACGUUUCUAUUGAGUGAAAAUGAUAUCUUAACAAAAUCUAUGCACUUGCUAUCAGGAACACAAUACUGGAUGUGUCUUAUAUAUAUUGAACUAUAUAGUACUCGAUUUCUUAAAUAAAGCUUAAGAAAGGAC
Molecule: messenger RNA, 7793 nt
Organism: Cercocebus atys (sooty mangabey)
Lineage: Eukaryota; Metazoa; Chordata; Mammalia; Primates; Cercopithecidae
Gene: CELF2
Product: CUGBP, Elav-like family member 2
Exons: 14
Coding region: 158-1723 (521 amino acids)
Biological process (GO): mRNA splice site recognition; regulation of alternative mRNA splicing, via spliceosome
Cellular component (GO): cytoplasm; ribonucleoprotein complex; nucleus
Molecular function (GO): mRNA 3'-UTR binding
Source: RefSeq, a predicted model, not a curated record